AUGGAGACAAUAGAGAGUCGAUUCCGUACAGUCGAGUGGUGCAAGGAGAAUAUGCCAAAAGCAAUACGAUUGUAUCACCAGAAUGUCGACGUAGAUCAAUACAAUAAAGAAGCAGUACCAUCUGCAAUGGAAUGUGUCACUCACGACUUGAUUGUGGGUUACAGGAAUUCUGCAGAACUAACCAAUGCUCGAACAAAAUUGCACAAGAUGAGUGUGGUUAAAACAAGUGGUCUGCCCUAUAUGCUGAAUCUCGCUACUGGACACCCAUACAUGAUAACAACCAAUAUUGAUGUAGAAGACGGCCUCGUAAAUGGUGCUAUUGGUGAAGUCAUGCAUAUCGAAAUACUUGAUUGUGAUCCACAACAGCCUGCAGCCGGACCCAGCAGCUCAUCUAAUCCUAGUCAGUUGUCUAGUGACCUUCAAGUAUGGCUUAACUUUGAACACCAAAAUAUCGGACACAAAGCGCGAAUUAAGAGUCGUCCACAUGUCUUAGCUCAGCUCGAUACUCUGCAGGUUGACUGGACACCAAUACGAAUGUGUACAGGCACAAUAUCUCUCAGUAAUACCAUCAAGUGUAAACGAAUCCAGUUUCCACUCAUUCCAGCUUGCGCCAUCACUAUCCACAAAUCGCAAGGUGGAACAUUCAAUGAGAUUGUGGUUCAAUACGAUCGAGCUCAGCACACUCAACUCGUAUAUGUAGCUCUGAGCCGGGUUACUUCACUUGAAGGUUUAUACCUAACCAACAAACACAAUGAUUUCAAAUUUUACCACGGUCUUGGAACGACGUCUUCAGUUACGAAGGAAAUAAAAGAAGAAUUCAAACGCUUGGAACAACACCGUCUACAAACCUUACUGUGUUCCGCUGAGCAAUUUUACAAUGCAUCUGACACCAGUCAAUUCGAGAGUAACAAUACCACCGAUCCAUAUAAAUAUGUCGUCGUAGUAAAUACAAAUGUGCAAAUAUCACUGCCCACUACAAGGACAUUGCCACUGAUCUCAUUCUCAGACGUGCUGAGUAUUUAG
Diachasma alloeum is the source of this 1023-nucleotide messenger RNA. Its product is annotated as ATP-dependent DNA helicase PIF1-like. The transcript has a single exon. The coding region runs from base 1 to 1023 and encodes 340 amino acids. The record is from RefSeq and is a predicted model, not a curated record. Lineage: Eukaryota; Metazoa; Arthropoda; Insecta; Hymenoptera; Braconidae.